Mya arenaria is the source of this 2437-nucleotide messenger RNA. RefSeq names its product collagen alpha-5(VI) chain-like. The transcript has 7 exons. Lineage: Eukaryota; Metazoa; Mollusca; Bivalvia; Myida; Myidae. The record is from RefSeq and is a predicted model, not a curated record. Bases 132 to 1706 code for a protein of 524 amino acids. Gene Ontology annotation, molecular function: calcium ion binding.
UCUUUAUUGUUUCAAAAAUCGUAGAUUGAACUCUGGAUUAAAAGGGGAAUUCCCUACAGUUGUUGAUGGAUAAGAAAUAUAAAACUGUGUUUUUGCUGUACCUAUUACUACUUUAACAACACUUGAAAGCAAUGACGAUUUUAGUAGCAUGGAUUGUUUUUUCAAUGGCACUCAAGCUGUGUAAUGCUGGGGCAGCCCCAUCGAACUGUCACCACAGGUGUCCAGGAGGUGACAGCAAGUGCACCUUUACUGCCGGUGUAGGAUACCAUUGCAGAUGUAGCGCAGGGUGGACAGGAACUUACUGUGGCGUGAUAGAUUGUUCUUACCCUGGCUAUUGUAUGAACGGAGGCACGUGCAUUAAUUCUGGGUCAACAAGCUACACAUGCAACUGUGCUCCCGGUUGGGUUGGAAGCAACUGUCAACAAGUUGACUGCUCGUAUGAUGGCCACUGCUUCUAUCAUGGAUCCUGCUUACCGAGUUCAGAUUUGAGUGAUUUCAGCUGCGUUUGCAACUACGGAUGGAAAGACACGUACUGCGAAAGCAUAGAUAAGUGUACGCCAUACAGAAAUGCCGACAUGGUUUUUGUUCUUGAUGUCUCGCUGAGCGAAAAUAAAACCAGCUUUAGCCGACAUAAAGCGUUUAUGAUGGAGUUUGUAUCCAAGUUUUCCAAGUUUCCAAUCGGUUCUGAACAUCAUCAGUUUUCACUUGUAACCUUUUCGAUGGAGCCGGAAGUCAUUUUCUAUCUCAACGAUUUCACAGACAAGGAUUCUAUCGAACAUGCUAUUGAUCGAAUGACAGAAUCGACUGCAUGCGAUGGCUCAACGUAUCCUGAAAAGGCACUAGAUUUGAUUAGGUCAAAAAUAUUUGCACAAAGUUUUGGAGCAAGGCCAGGAGCAUUGAAAUACGUGUUUGUUUUAAGUGAUGGCCUUUAUUCACGUCCAGUCGAUGCAAAUCGGGAAGCAGUAAAUUUAAUGUCAGACACUGGAGCCAAAAUAUAUGGCGUCGCAACUGGUCGUCAAGUCGACCAUGGCGGACUCGUUGACAUUGCAUCGUCAGUUUUAGAAAUUUUCCCCAUGGUUGGAUCCGACCUUGUUCAAACUGUACUGAGAGAGACCAUGUUUGGAUGCGAAGGGUGUGUGCAACAUGGAUCGAACGUUUUGUUGGCUUUCGAUUUGUCAGGGGAGACAAGUGUUCAAGAUUUUUAUUCUUUCUUAGACGCUGGUGCAUUUAUUACUGACCACCUCGGGCUUUACCCUCACGACACGGACAUUUCUCUUGCAACGUUUGGCAAUCAGUAUGAGACGAUUGUUUCUCUUGGUGAAUACAAACAAAAGGGAGACAUCAUGACAAAAUUGAACACUGCAAUUCGACAAAAUGAUAAAAUUACAAGAAUAUAUGCUUCGAAUCUUGUAGCAGGAUUGGAAAACCAUUUAUCUACACAUGGCCACUCAAAACGACAAUUUGUUAUACUCUUCACACAAGGUUUAAGUAUAAACGCUAUCGGAGACCACUUUGAGGAAUUUGGCAAGCAGAGUGAUGUGACAGUCGUGGUAAUAGCGGCUGGACUUAAUUCAGAUGUUGAGAAAUUGCUUCAGGUGGCAUCGGAUUCGGCCUACAUCUACGUUUUAGGAGAAGACUUUAACACAGACAAAACUGUUUUAUUUACCCUAUUAAAUGUUAUUGAAUAUUUCAAAUGUCCAGAUUAACAGUUCGUUGUUCUGUGACUUAACGUUUCUACGACGUUUAUAAGUAAAUAUAGAAUAUGACCUGUAAUGCCAUCACGUAUAUGUGAAUAACAUCUAAAACUAGUGUUGGAAAUUAUUUCAAGUUGACUUAUGGAAACCUAAGGGCAGGCAAAGCAAUUUAACAAGUAUCACAUUUUUAUUUCUAUCAGCCUCGUAAUACUAAUUCUUCAUGAAGGGCGUAAACCAUCAAUACUGUAUAAUUAAGAUUUUGGCACACUAAGGGACUUUUUCCGAAUUUUUAAGAUAUUUUCCCAUGAAUUAAAAAAGUAAUUCGUCUUCAUUACGUCCAACCCCAAUCAUCAAAGUUACAUAGAGCGACACGUCAACAAUGUCUAAAUCUUAUUAUCACAUGAUCAGAGUUUCAGACAUAAACACAGUAGAGUCUGGUAAAAUAAACACCAGUUAACAGAACAAAACUAUUUUAUAUGAAAAUAUUAUUGGAAAAAAUGAGAAAAAACACAUUUUGAUAGACGUGAUUUUUUUAUCAGUUUCCAGAUUUUUGAAAAUAAACAGCGGCUUCAUGAAGUUCAUCAAAUCCAGACAAAUGUUAUGACAGAUCCUUUUAUUUCCUUCGAUGUCUCUUGAUCAAUCAAAAAGAAAAUCUGUGAUUGUUUACCUUCCAAUUUUGAAGAUAUUGUACACAACGUCAUGUAACUACUCAUCUUUAUAGCUAAUAAAAAUCUUGAAAAUCA